AUGCUGCCGGCACUGGCAGUUGCACCGGCCACUGCAUAUUGCGUGCAAACGCCUUGGAGGUGGUAUUGCUGUGGGGUUUUGGUCGGUGCUCCGGCAAAUUUUGAGCGCCACACUCCGUCCAAUUCCACUGCUAUACCCGAGCUUACUCCCAUGGAGCAAUGUGCCGUGUUCUACGAAGCCUUGACAGUCGAUGGUGGAACGGUGACAUCGAAGGUGUGUGAAAAUGGCAGAUUCAGGACUAGAAGUCAGAGCAGUCCCGCAAGGGGCGCCUUUGAUAUCAUCGUGCAGCCACUUCCAGAUCUUCAUCUUGCCUGCCAGCAGCUUCAGAAUACGGAGAAUACAGGCGUGCCCAAGAACCCCUCAGUCUUCGAUGUGCUCCUCUUUUUUCAGGACGGGCUCUUUGAGUGGUUGGCUCCAUUCCGUUGGAUUCUGGCCGAGUUCCUCACGGCCUUGGCUUCGCCACUGAGAAUUCGCCAGUUCAAGGUGGCGAAGUCGCUGGAGAUGUCCCUGUUGCCUGUGUGCGCGAAGUCCUUGAUUGUAGUCGUAGCCUUCCACAAGGCGCAUCAUUUUGAUUUUCGAGCCUAUGCCACCUACGCACGCAGCCGCGGUGCGCGAACCUUGGCACUUCUGCACCUGGGACACGAGAAUCAAUGGGAAACAGAAGGUCCAGAAGGUGCCGUGGAGGACCUCUACUCAUGGGGCAUCUUGCAUGCUAAUGGCAGCCGUACUCGCACGAAGCGCGACCUGCUGCAUUACUUUGAGGAGUACAAGCACUUCGACUUCGUUUUGCGACAACACUUCUCGCCUGCCUACGCACAGAGGAGCCUCUAUUUACCGCUUGGUCCGGGUUUAGGUUGGCUUCAUGGCAGGGGCCGAGCCUGGCGGCGAGCCUCCUCAAGACCACUUUUCUGCCGCGCUGCUUUUUCGAGACCCUUAGCCUAUGAGUACCAUUGGGACCGUGGAGUUCUUACGGAGCUAUUGAGAAGCGAUCCAAGCCUUUGCAAUAUGACUGGCACUUGGGUGGAGGCUCUUGAUGAGCAGCUGAUGAGCGCUGCCAUUUCCCUGUGUCCGUUCGGGAGCUCGCCGGAAACGGCUCGGGUUUGGGAGUCGCUGCUAGCAGGAGCCGUCAUUGUCAUGACCAAAGCCUCCUUUGCAUCCAUGGGUUUGCAAGCGCCAUUUGUAUUGCUUGAGGAUUGGUCCGCUUUGGGUGGCGUUCUUGCUCGCUUCAAGAACAAUCCGGGCGAUCUCGACAAGCUUCAGGCCGCGCAGUGUAGGUGGUUCAACGCCUACAUGGCUGCUGUGCGGAGGCAGCUGCGCAGCAUCGGGCAACGUUUGGGUUUCCCUCGAGUUCGAGAGGCCGCGUCCUACACCACCUUCACCACCUUUGGGGCAGCGAAUUCAUUCCUUGUCCAGAUCGCAGGAGAAGGAGAUCGAUUCAACUCCGAGUUGUCCAAGUCCAACAGCACUGGAGGUCUUACAAAGCUCAUCCUCGCUCGGAGCUGA
Symbiodinium natans is the source of this 1503-nucleotide messenger RNA. The record is from the annotation of a GenBank genome assembly. NCBI's taxonomy places the organism in Eukaryota, Dinophyceae, Suessiales, Symbiodiniaceae.